AUGAGUUAUUCCACAAUAGCUUGGGCAGGUUGCUUAAGUAAAGGCCCGGUAGAUAAUGUUAGCUACGCAUACAAGAAAACAAGAUCAGUUGAUUACAUAUUCCGGGUGUUCAAUUCACUUGGUCAAAUCUCGUUUGCAUUUGCCGGACAUGCUGUGGCUCUUGAAAUUCAGGCAACAAUGCCAUCAACUCCGGAGAGGCCUUCAAGAAUACCGAUGUGGAAAGGUGCCGUCGGAGCCUAUAUUAUUAAUGCAAUUUGCUAUUUCCCGGUGGCCCUGAUCGGUUACUGGGCUUUUGGGCAAGAUGUUGCUGAUAAUGUCCUAGUGGACCUCAAGAGACCUGCUUGGCUAAUUGCUUCUGCAAAUUUAAUGGUUGUUGUCCAUGUUAUUGGCAGCUAUCAGGUUUUUGCUAUGCCGGUUUUUGACUUGUUAGAGAGGAUGAUGAUGAAAAAACUGAACUUCCCACCUGGAGUGGCACUUAGACUAGUUGCUAGAUCAGCUUAUGUUGCAUUCACAUUGUUUGUUGGAGUCACCUUCCCUUUCUUUGGAGACCUUCUUGGUUUCUUCGGCGGAUUUGGUUUCGCCCCAACUUCAUACUUUCUUCCUAGUAUAAUGUGGCUAGCUAUCAAGAAACCGAAGAGAUUCAGCACCAAUUGGUUCGUCAACUGGGCUUCCAUAUUCGUUGGAGUGUUCAUUAUGUUAGCAUCCACCAUUGGUGGUUUCAGGAACAUCGUCACUGACGCAUCCACAUAUCGUUUCUACACUUAA
Molecule: messenger RNA, 765 nt
Organism: Fragaria vesca subsp. vesca
Lineage: Eukaryota; Viridiplantae; Streptophyta; Magnoliopsida; Rosales; Rosaceae
Product: lysine histidine transporter-like 6-like
Exons: 6
Coding region: 1-765 (254 amino acids)
Cellular component (GO): plasma membrane
Source: RefSeq, a predicted model, not a curated record